CUGAGUGCUUGCUCUCUCACAGUGUGUGUGUGCGUGUGUGUGUGUGUGUGUGUUGUCAUUAUUAUCCACUCUGCUCCCAGCUCAGAAUGGCCAGAUUCACUCAGACUGAAACAAGAAGGCAGCAUCAUCCACAGCAGCCCCAGCCCGCUCACUCCAGCCUGGUUUUCACCGGACCGGGGGCACCACCGACCCAACAACCACUACUACUUAUCCCACAUCAGCACCAGUACCCUCAGAUCACAUUCCCGAAACCCAUGAACGGGUCAGAACCCAUUUCAAUUCAUCCGGAGAGCGGCAACAUGAAAGACCAAGAUGCCAUUAAGCUGUUUAUCGGGCAGAUACCGCGGAACUUGGAGGAAAAAGACCUGAAACCCCUGUUUGAACAGUUUGGGAAAAUCCACGAACUGACAGUUCUCAAGGACCGAUACACCGGCAUGCACAAAGGUUGUGCGUUCCUCACCUACUGCGCCCGAGAGUCGGCCAUCAAGGCCCAGAACGCCCUCCACGAACAGAAAACACUGCCAGGGAUGACUCGCCCCAUCCAGGUGAAACCGGCUGACAGCGAGAGUCGUGGAGAAGACAGGAAGUUGUUUGUGGGGAUGCUGAACAAACAACAGACCGAGGAGGAUGUUUACCGCCUCUUCGAACCCUAUGGAGUCAUCGAGGAGUGCACGGUUCUAAGAGGUCCCGACGGAAACAGCAAAGGUUGCGCCUUCGUUAAGUUCUCCACACAUACUGAGGCUCAGUCUGCAAUCAGUGCCCUCCACGGCAGCCAGACCAUGCCAGGAGCUUCCUCCAGCUUGGUGGUCAAGUUUGCCGACACAGACAAGGAGCGCACCAUCAGACGUAUGCAGCAGAUGGUCGGGCAGUUUGGCAUCUUUAACCCAGCCAUCGCCCUUCCCUUCAGCACCUACAGCUCUUACGCACAUGCGCUCAUGCAGCAGCAGGCAGCCAUCAUGGCAGCAAGCCACGGAGGUUACCUCACGCCCAGCGUGGCUUUCCCCGCCACGCAGAUCCACCAGAUGGGGGCGCUCAACAUCAACAGCCUCCCACCCACCCCCAUGACCCCGGUGUCGGGCCUCAGUUCUCCACCAGCCAACAUCACCACCUCCGCCGUGCCCAGCAUCGUCACGCCCAUCGUCAACGGAUUCACCGGCAUCCCCCAUCAGCCCAACGGACACCCCGCCGUGGAGACGGUGUACACCAACGGCCUGCCGCCCUACUCCACCCAGAGCCCCACCGCUGCUGACACCCUCCAGCAAGCCUUCACCGGUGUACAGCAAUACACAGCGAUCUACCCAGCCACCACGCUGACUCCCAUUGGCCAAACACUGCCCCAACCACCCCAGGUCAUCCAGCAGCAGCAGCAGAGAGAAGGUCCGGAGGGUUGCAACCUGUUCAUCUACCACCUGCCACAGGAGUUCGGAGACAAUGAACUCAUGCAGAUGUUUUUGCCCUUCGGCACCGUCAUCUCCUCUAAGGUUUUCAUGGACCGGGCGACCAACCAGAGCAAGUGCUUUGGUUUCGUGAGCUUCGACAACCCGGCUAGUGCACAGGCAGCUAUUCAAGCCAUGAAUGGCUUUCAGAUUGGGAUGAAGAGGUUGAAAGUCCAGCUAAAGAGACCGAAGGAUGCCAGCCGCCCUUACUGA
Messenger RNA from Stegastes partitus (bicolor damselfish), 1649 nucleotides. It is a transcript of the gene celf5a, whose product is annotated as cugbp, Elav-like family member 5a. Bases 87 to 1649 code for a protein of 520 amino acids. Gene Ontology annotation, cellular component: ribonucleoprotein complex. Gene Ontology annotation, molecular function: RNA binding. The transcript has 11 exons. Lineage: Eukaryota; Metazoa; Chordata; Actinopteri; Pomacentridae. The record is from RefSeq and is a predicted model, not a curated record.